ACAGCGGCAGAGGUGGACGCUCUCCGAGAGCUGAGCCGCUUUAGUGCGCAGUGACAGGAAUAAAUGAAGAAGAAGAGAGAACAGAACACAUAGAAGUUUUUGGGGGAGCGAGUAUCUCUCAGGGCGGUCCUGGUCCAUGGGUUCAAGUUGCACAUAGGAGUUACAAGUUUCCAAUGAACAGAUACUUGGAGACGGCUGGGAUAAGCAUGGAAUUAUUUUUGUAAUGUUGAUUGCUAUUCCCUUGCAAGAAAAUAAAGGUCUGCUGCGGAACAAUGUGAGACGUUGUGGGUCUUGGAUUCUCGUGUUUCUGGAUAUCUUGAAAAUCAUUGGCAACAGUUGAGAAAGAAAGAAGUUAUGCGCAAAGGAUUUUAUGCUUCGACCCCGACAACGGGACCAACAUGGAUUUGCCUUUACAACCCCCUGUCCCUUGUUUAGAGAAGUUUUAGCCGGUCCACUUGUGUUGUUGUACUUGUUGUUGUUUGAGAACAUAUCGCCACAUUGGCCACUUGGAUUUUAAAACGUCGCUUGCCUUUGGAUUGGAUUUCCAACACCAUGAACUUUAUUGACAGUUUGACACUAUUAUUUUUGACGCUGUCAGCUGUCAAGAGUGCCCACAUACCGAAGGAAACAGAAAGAGGUCCACAUGACGUGAUCCCUUUAAUGGAGGUCUACAAUAAAAGUCUGUGUAAGCCUCGGGAGCUGCUGGUGGAGAUUCUGCAGGAGUAUCCGGAGGAGGUGGAGCACAUCUUCAUCCCGUCCUGCGUGGUGUUGACGCGAUGCGCCGGAUGCUGCAAUGAUGAGAUGCUGCAGUGUAUGCCCACAUCCAGCUAUAACAUUACAAUGGAGAUAAAAAGAAUAAAACCCCAAAGGCAACAAAACGACAUAUUUAUGAGCUUUACAGAACACAGCGCAUGUGAGUGUAGGUUAAAGAAAGAAGUGAAAGAAAAAAAAUCCCGGAAAGGCAAGGGUAAAGGCCAAAAGAGAAAACGAAAGAAAAACCGUGACAAAACAAUUCACGAUGCGUCCAGUGUUUGUGAGCCAUGUUGUGAUCACUGCUCAGAGAGAAGAAAGCGUUUGUUCAUACAGGAUCCUGCAACCUGCCGGUGCUCCUGCAAACACACAGAUGAAUACUGUAAAGAACGCCAGCUAGAGCUCAACGAGAGGACCUGCAAAUGUGACAAGCCAAGAAGAUGAGAGAGGUGGGAGCACCAGAUGUACAAGAUGAAGGAAUAUUCUAAAGAUAUUUCACAGCACAGCACUUUGAUCUUUGAACCGUUUUCUGUGGAAAGCAUUCCCCUUGGACAGACUGAGAGAGAACAAAAAAGAGAGACAGAACUGAAGUUUCCUCCCACUGUAUAUCUGUGUGUAUAUAGACCAUGAUAAAAGAGAAAAAAGUACAGAAUUGUUAUGCUGCUACAGAAACAAAUAACUAAACCCAUCAACCCAUCAUUUCUAACAGGCUUGUGACGCAGGUGUUGUUUUGUUGUCAAUUCAUUGUAUGCAAUUACUUCACUGGAUAUGACUCUACUGUGGUUGUGUAUCAAUCAUAAAUUGCAAAACCUCUCAAUCUAAAGAUAUAAAUAACUGCUAAAAACAGCGAGUGAGGCCGAAGAGGACACGGGAGCACUCUCAUUUAAAAAAAAUGAUGGAUGGAUUUUCGUCAGCCAAUGUCAACUUUUUCUUUUGGAGUAUAAGAGCAGGACUACCGGGACAGCUGAUGGAAACCUUGAAUCUUGAGUUUCUUAUUAUGAUAUUGCUUCUUUCCCUGUGAGGAAAUUGCAGGACUGACAUGGACUUACACAAUGUCAACAUUGUGAUCAGCGUGCAGGAGAAGAGACUCUGGAGUGCCAUAUACUUUUAAAGGGAUACUGGUUAUCAAUAUACCAUCUAAUAUUUUGUUAUGCCCUACAUGAAAACCACUGAAAACAUCCUAUACUGUAGUUUGAUUCCAUUUGAAAAACUGUGCCUCACAAAAUGUACUGAGAAAUCUUUCGAGUGCUUUUUAAAUUAUUUUUGUUUCCUUUUUUAGGAGAGGGGAUUGUCAACGUAGUUCUCUUAGUUGUUGAACUCAAUACAGAAUUCAUUGAUUACAUCUUACAUCUUCUUUUCUGAACUUGUACAUACUUAAUAUAGUCCAUUCUAGGUAAUUUAUAAUGUUAUAGAGUAUUUUUCAGUAUUCAGUCUUCUACCCAUAUUUAAUUUGGUCUAUUUAUAUAUACAGUGUUAUGUACCUGUAGCUGUCCUAUCCCCCAUGUGUAAGGUCACUGAUGGCUACGACACACACACACACACAAACACACACACACACACACACACACACACACACACACACACACACACACAAAAAUCAAAAAUGAUUUGUUAACAUUCCCUAAAUGGAUCAUUUGUACUGGUGUGCUGAUGGCAUAUCUGGAUUUUUCAACCCCUCUUUAUCUAAGGGUGUGGAUGCUGUGUAGUAUUUCUAACGUGUGUGUAUAUGUGAGUGUUUGUGUACGUGUGUAUGAGUGUGUGUUCACGUGCAUAAUUUUCCCGUGCACACUUCUGUGUGUAGGUGUUAGUAAGUUGUAUUUAAGUAUUUAAGUAAGUGGCAGACUUGUGUUUUGUCUUCCUUGCAAGAUGCAAAUACAAAUAAACUACUGCUAGCAGCUCA
Messenger RNA from Larimichthys crocea (large yellow croaker), 2650 nucleotides. It is a transcript of the gene vegfab, whose product is annotated as vascular endothelial growth factor Ab. Bases 553 to 1194 code for a protein of 213 amino acids. Gene Ontology annotation, molecular function: vascular endothelial growth factor receptor binding; chemoattractant activity; growth factor activity. The transcript has 8 exons. Gene Ontology annotation, biological process: positive regulation of mast cell chemotaxis; induction of positive chemotaxis; sprouting angiogenesis. Gene Ontology annotation, cellular component: membrane. NCBI's taxonomy places the organism in Eukaryota, Metazoa, Chordata, Actinopteri, Sciaenidae. The record is from RefSeq and is a predicted model, not a curated record.